Messenger RNA from Candidozyma auris, 2796 nucleotides. It is a transcript of the gene RFC1, whose product is annotated as replication factor C subunit 1. Gene Ontology annotation, cellular component: DNA replication factor C complex; nucleus. The transcript has 2 exons. Gene Ontology annotation, biological process: DNA replication; DNA repair. The record is from RefSeq and is a predicted model, not a curated record. Bases 1 to 2796 code for a protein of 931 amino acids. NCBI's taxonomy places the organism in Eukaryota, Fungi, Ascomycota, Pichiomycetes, Serinales, Metschnikowiaceae. Gene Ontology annotation, molecular function: ATP hydrolysis activity; DNA clamp loader activity; ATP binding.
AUGGUAGAUAUCCGCCAAUUCUUCGGCGGCGACAAGAAGCCAGCUCCCAAAAAGAGACUCGCUUCAGAAAGAUCCUCAGAGGCAGCGCCUAAAAGGAGCAAGGUUGCACCAGAAACAAAAAGCAAGUACUUCGAGAAUGACAGACUGAAGACACCCAAAUCUACGGGGAGCUCAGCGAAGAGUUCGCCCAAGAAAGAGACCAAGACAUCACCAAAGAAGGCGUCCCCUAAAAAGAAGGCCAAACCAACGUAUGUGAAUCUCGAUUCGGACGCUUCGGACUCUGAAGACGAAUUCAAGCCUGAUGAAGACGAGGAUGACGAUGAGGAUGAUGACUUUGAAGGCAAGGACGAGGAUGAGGAGGAGCAGGAUGAGCACGAACUUGAAGAUGACGACGAGCUCAGCAUACAAGAGAUUGUCCCUGAACCCAAAACAGCGAGACAAAAGCGUAAGAGAUCAGAAUCCCCUCCAGCAACUCCUAAAAAAGCACCCAAAAAGAAGCCUAUAGCACCAGUCAAGACAGAGUCUUCGGAAACUCUUUCAGGCCCUAACGCAGAGGAAAUAUUGGCCCAGAUCCCAAACGCUGAAUUGCCUGAUGAUGUGGAGACCGGCGGUAAGAUCAAUUACUUCCAAUUGAAGAACAAGCAACAGAAUGUGGCUCCGCCAAGUGGGAACAUUGAGCUCCCAGAGGCGGCACCUAAUUGUUUGGGCGGCUUGACUGUAGUUUUCACUGGUGUGUUGCCAAAUCUUGAUAGAGACUCUGCCGAGGCCGUGGCCAAACAGUACGGUGCUCGUGUCACCAAGUCUAUUCUGAAAAAGACAAGCCUUGUGGUGAUUGGAGAGGAGGCAGGUCCCUCUAAAGUAAAGAAGAUCAAGGAGCUUGGCAUCAAGGCCAUUUCUGAGGAUGGCUUUGUGCAGCUUUUGGGCAAGAUGCCCGCUGAAGGAGGAAGUGGCGCCGGCGCAUUGGACGCAAAAUUGAAGCGUGAAGAAGAAGAGCGUAGACUCGCCGAGGAGGCUGCAGAGGCAGAGGAAAAAGAAAAGGCAGAAGAGGAACGCAGAAAAAGGAAGGCUGCUGAAUUAGCCAAGGCGGCUAGAUCACAAGGCAGAGCCCCACCUUCACCCAAGCGAGAGAUUCCCAACAGCGAGAAGUUGUGGACUGUCAAGUACGCACCUACAAGUCUCAGUCAAAUUUGCGGUAACAAAGGCCAGGUGAAGAAGCUUCGUGAUUGGCUCGCAAACUGGCACACGUAUGCAAAGCAAGACUUCAAAAAAGUUGGAGACGGCGGUGGAAUGUUCAGGGCCUGUCUAAUCUCAGGUCCCCCGGGAAUCGGUAAAACAACUGCUGCUUCAUUGGUUGCAAAAGAGCUUGGUUACGACAUUCUCGAAAAGAAUGCGUCCGAUGUGAGGUCCAAGUCAUUGCUUAACCUGACAAUCAAGAAUGUGCUCUCUAACACCUCUGUCAUGGGUUACUUCAUAAACAGAGAUGCCGAAGAGCACAGUGAGAACGAGAGAAAAUUUUGUCUAAUCAUGGACGAAGUUGACGGUAUGUCCAGUGGAGACCAUGGCGGCGCCGGUGCUCUUUCUGCCUUUUGUCGUAUCACCAAAAUGCCUAUUAUUCUCAUUUGCAAUGACAAAUCGCUUCCGAAAAUGAGAACGUUCGACAAGACGACUUAUCAAUUGCCAUUCAGAAGACCAACGGAAAUGGAGGUUAGAUCUAGAUUGAUGACAAUCGCAUUGAGAGAAGGUAUCAAGUUAGAUCCUAGUGUAAUCGGUCAAUUAGUUCAGGCAACCGGCAAUGAUAUUCGUCAGAUGAUCAAUAUGUUGUCAACCGUAUCAAAAACUCAGAAGCACAUUAACCACGAAAAUACCAAAGCCAUUGCAGACAGCUGGAAAAAGCACACCGCGCUCAAACCAUUUGCCAUUACAUCUGAGCUUUUGGGUCACGGCGGUCAUAAGACACUCAAUGAUAAAAUUGAGUUAUACUUCAAUGAUAUCGACUUCACACCAUUAAUGAUUCAAGAAAAUUAUUUGUCCCCCACACCACUGGUUUCAUCAGCAAAGGAGCAUUUGGCAAGAGUGGCCGAAGCGGCCGAUAGCAUCAGCGAAUCUGACCGCAUCAACUCGCUCAUUCGCUCCAGUGAGCAGCAGUGGAGCUUGCUUCCAUUCCAUGCGGUGAUGUCUACAGUCAAGCCUGCAAGCUUAGUACAGGGCCGUUUGACCCAAAUGCCUAUGUUCACGCUUUGGCUUGGACAGAACUCGAAGGCAUUGAAAUACCAGCGCCUUCUUCAGGAAUUGCAAUACCACACUCGUUUGAGAACAUCCACAAGCAAAGACGAGCUUCGGCUUGACUACGUUCCUGCGUUUGAAGAGCGUCUUGCAAAGCCUAUGCUUCAACGUAACGAGGAAGGUAUUAGUGAGGUGAUGGAAGUCAUGGACUACUACUACAUGACUAAAGAGGACUACGACAACAUUUUCGACUUUGGAGUAGGCAACAAUGCCGGCAAACUUCUCCUGAGAAUGCCACCUAAAGUCAAGUCUGCAUUCACUCGUAAGUACAAUGCAGCACAGCACCCUGUGGCCAUUUACAAGACGGGAGACUCGACAAGGGGUCAACCACGCAAGCAGCAGGUGGACUAUGAAGAUGUUAUUGAAGACGACACUGUCAAGGAUGAGGAAGAGCCAGAAAGUACCGAAAGUGAUACGAUCGAUGUAAAGAAGGACAAGCUCAUUAAGGCAGUGAAACCAAAGAAACCUAAGGCGGCCGGAAGCAGCAAGAAGGCUCUGCGCAGCAAGAAGUAA